This is a messenger RNA of Biomphalaria glabrata, 4765 nucleotides long. RefSeq names its product serine/threonine-protein phosphatase 2A 56 kDa regulatory subunit delta isoform-like. Bases 128 to 1903 code for a protein of 591 amino acids. Gene Ontology annotation, cellular component: nucleus; cytosol; protein phosphatase type 2A complex. The transcript has 17 exons. Lineage: Eukaryota; Metazoa; Mollusca; Gastropoda; Planorbidae. Gene Ontology annotation, biological process: signal transduction; protein dephosphorylation. Gene Ontology annotation, molecular function: protein phosphatase activator activity. The record is from RefSeq and is a predicted model, not a curated record.
AGAGGAAGUGUUUCGUCCAUGUGACCAAAAACAACCAAUGGACGCUCUUGUUUAGCCUAGCGUAGAAGCAAUCGAGUACGUCGAUAACCCUGUAUCAACCUUUCCAGGGAUCCGUACUUUUACAGACAUGCCCAAUAAACCGAAAAAAGAAAAGACGAAAACGACUGUCAACGCUAAAACAACGGGAAAGGAAACCAAUGACAACGGAGAUAAUGAGGCGUCAAAAAAGAAAGCUCAACAAAAUUCCACUGAGACUCAUCCACCACCAACAGCUAUAUCUAAGAUCAAAUAUCCUGGACCUCCACAUAUAAAAAGGGAUAAAAGACAAAAUUCAUCUAGAUUUAAUAUCACUAAAAACAGAGAGCUGCAAAAGCUACCCUUGCUCAAAGAUGCCACUCCAGCAGAGAGAGAAGAAUUAUUUAUUCAAAAAAUUCGUCAGUGUUGUGUUUUAUUUGAUUUUGUGCAAGACCCACUCAGUGAUUUAAAAUGGAAAGAAGUUAAAAGAGCAGCUUUAAAUGAAAUGGUGGAGUACGUCACACAGAAUCGUGGGGUCAUCACAGAAGCCAUUUACCCUGAGGCCAUCCACAUGGUAAGUUUUUCAGGUAAUUUAUUUAGAACUUUGCCACCGUCCUCUAAUCCCAGUGGUGCUGAGUUUGAUCCAGAAGAGGAUGAACCCACACUGGAGGCAGCAUGGCCUCAUUUGCAGCUUGUUUAUGAGUUUUUCCUACGAUUUUUGGAAUCACCAGACUUUCAGCCUAAUACAGCAAAAAGAUAUAUAGACCAAAAAUUUGUUUUACAAUUGUUGGACUUGUUUGACAGUGAAGAUCCUCGUGAAAGAGAUUUCUUAAAGACAAUAUUGCACAGGAUAUAUGGGAAAUUUUUAGGGUUACGGGCAUAUAUUAGAAAACAUAUAAACAAUAUUUUUUACAGUUUUGUAUAUGAAACAGAAAGGCAUAAUGGAAUAGCAGAGUUGUUAGAAAUUUUAGGAAGUAUAAUUAAUGGGUUUGCAUUGCCACUAAAGGAGGAGCAUAAAAUCUUUCUUUUAAAAGUAUUACUUCCCCUUCAUAAGGUGAAAUCUCUCAGUGUUUAUCACCCACAAUUAGCAUAUUGUGUUGUACAGUUUUUAGAAAAGGACCCAAGCUUAACAGAACAGGUUAUAAUGGGAUUAUUAAAAUUUUGGCCAAAAGUUCAUAGUCCUAAAGAGGUUAUGUUUUUAAAUGAGUUGGAAGAGAUCUUAGAUGUGAUAGAACCAGCAGAGUUCACCAAAGUGAUGGUACCAUUAUUCAAGCAGUUAGCCAAGUGUGUUUCAAGUCCACACUUCCAGGUAGCAGAGCGAGCCUUAUACUAUUGGAAUAAUGAGUACAUUCUCAGUCUUAUAUCUGAUAAUGUAGCUACUGUUCUUCCCCUCAUGUUUCCUGCUCUCUAUAAGACACAACAGCACUGGAAUAAAACCAUUCAUGGAUUGAUCUACAAUGCUCUGAAACUGUUCAUGGAAAUGAAUCAGAAAUUGUUUGAUGACUGCACACAGCAAUAUAAAGCAGAAAGACAAAAAGAAAAGGAAAAACACAAACAAAGAGAUGAAGCCUGGAAUAAGAUACACUCUCUCGCCCAGGAUAAUCCUCAGUUCAAAUCCUUGACUUCAUCUGUGUCUUCUGGGCUAAACUCCACUGUGUCUCCAACCACCAAUAAUGUCCCUGAUGAGGAAGGAGAUGUGAUGGUCUCUAUGGAAAAAUUAGAGGCGGAAGCUAAGGAUGCAAAGAAUUCUCUUAUUCAGAAGAAGAAAAAAGACAAACCUCUCCUCCGGCGUAAAUCAGAACUCCCCCAUGACAUGUCCAUGAUCAAAGCACUAGAAACCCAUAAACGUAGCGAUGAGUUCUUGUUGACGUCAUCAGAACAGAAUUGAUGAUUACUCCUAACAGUAGUGUCUUCUUAUGGGCUGAAAGAUUUGAGACUCUCAGCAGCCUACUAAUUUGUUUUAGUCUUAGUCUUUUCAUAAAAAAAAACACACACUAUAUUAAAAUAAUUUUUUCUUAAAUUUUCUUAAGAAUUUUAUUUUGGCAAUAAAAGGUCACUGAUACCUCAAAUAGCUUGAGGCUAUUUAAGUAAAUGAAUAGAAUGAACAUUUGGUCUCAAGGUACUUUCCUCUCCAGUACACUUAUCUCUGUGUUGAUUUCAAGCUGCCUAACAGUAGGGUUUCUAGGUCAAUUCUGAUUGCAGUACUAUUGGUUUUAAAUGACUUUUAAUUGUACAAUUGUUUUAUGUACUCUAAUGAUGUCUGUUUAUUUUAAUGACCCUAAGAUUGGUUUGUUUGUGUAUUGAUAUUUGUAAUUUAUAAUUUAUCAAAUAGAAAUAGUUUUUCCUUCAUUUUGCGAGGGUCACCAAUCAAUGUAGGUUGUACAAUUAUUUCUUUAAACAUUAAUGGCUAGUCUUUUUUUAACUUGAUAUUCAGACCCAAGAUAUAUAUCUAUAGAAUGUCAUUAUUUCUUCAAUAGUUUUGAUUUGAUUAUGGCUGCAGAUUUGUGCCUCAAGUUGAUAAGUUGAUAUGGUAUCAUUUUUAGUUUAUUGUGUAACUGACCUUUAUUUUUUUUUCUAAAACUAGGACAUACAUAACCGUUUAGUAAUGAAGCUCCAAAUGUGUUUUAAGCUGUUUCAGCAAAUGUACUUUUCUUUGAAAGAUUGAACUAUAAGUGAAGCUUUUUAUUUUGAACACAUUUUUAAAUUGUUAUUGUGUAAAUAGGCACUAUAUAGAGUUUAAAACAACAGAUUAACGUGAUACAGAUCUUCAUUUGAGUGUACAGUGUUAUGCCCUCACCAUUGCACUAACAAUUAGCAACACUACAAAUAAGUUAUACAUGUUGUUGUUCUCAAAUGCAUUCAUGUCAUAUAAUGUUGAAUGUUGUCAUCAUCCACUUUUUGUUUCUCCAUCUCUUGUGCAUCAUUCUCUCUUCCAGUGGAGCAAAGUUUCAUUUCAUGGGUACUGUUGUUAUGUUAAUAUUACAUGGGAGAACAAUUUGGGCUUUGGGUGAUGUCUUGCUGAAUGUGUCCCGCAGAGUAGAUUUAUUAUACCUGCUUAGUUCUCUUGGUUAAUUUAGCAUUUUGUUUUUCAAGUGGUUUACAAAGCACUACACAAGUGUUUGAAAAUGAUCCAGCCUACUUGAUGCUAUCAUGUGUUUAAAACUAAUCCUUGAGUUGAUAAAAUGAUGGGUGAAGCUUUUUCACCAUUAGCAGAAGCAUGCUUUGACUUUAUGUCCAUGUCAUGGAAGUCUUCAUGUUUAGCUUAUUCAACCCUUACACUUUUUUAAAUCAGUUCUUUGGGAUAGAUCAUAGUCUUUGUCAGACAAGUCUGUGUGUGUGUGACUUAAUCGACACACUUUACUGAACAGAAAACUUAUUGCCUCUUUCAAGCAUGCACACACUCAUGGAAAUCAGACAAACUAACUAUACUAUUUGUAAACCCUACAGUCAUCAAAUUCAAAUGGGGGGCCAGUUCACCUCAAGCAAAGACAAAACAAAAAUAGAUAGUCAAAUAUUUAUAAUUAACUUUCCUGUACUGCAGUGCUGAACAACUGAAGAAAACAGCACGCUUUUUUUCCUUGGCACAGUCUGCAAAAGAGCUCACAGCUCAGCAGCAAUAAAGCUGGCUAGAAGAAGAAGAAUUAACUUUCUUGUGGUUUAGCAAAAGAUCAGAAUAUUACAAAUGUAUAUUUUUAUUAGGGAAAAUAUUUUAAUAUUGCCUUUAAAAACUUUUAGCAUUUUAUUUAUUUCUAUACUUUAAAAAAAAGGGAUAUAAAAUCCUGUAUGAAUAAGUACAAUUGACAUGUUGCCACAUUUCUGAAAUGAAAGUGUACACAUUUGUAUAUGUUUCUAAGAGUAGGCUGAUGUGUGAUGAUUUCAUUUUUAUGUUGACCAGAAAACUGUGUUACAGUGUCUACUGUUUUGGUCUAGAAUUAUUGAUGCAAUUUGUAAUGCCAUUCUUGAUUGAGGUUAGUUUGAUGUUAUUCACGGAAGUAUUAGUAGAUAUUACAUCUUUGCCCAAUGGUUCAACUUUUUGUGGCCCAAAUUUUGUGUUUCCUACUGACCACUUUCUACUUGAGUACCAAACUAAAGUGAAUUCAUAGCUCAUCCUAAAGUAUUACAUUCCAGACUGAACAACUGACCUGUUCUAUGGUCAUAUUAGAGCAUUACAAAUAUACAGCUUUUUUUUUUUUCAUAUAUAUAUAUAUUUAAAUUUUAAUGGUCAUUGGAAUUAAAAUUGAAUGACUCAUACAAUUAGCAUCUUAAAUUACCUUUUUGACAUAUAUCAAGUCAAAAUGCAUUGCAUUAUGUUUGAACAAAAUUACUUUCAAUAGAAAUGCUAUCAAUGGUAUUAGUAUCAUUUUUUAAAAUUAAAUCAAGUUUAUUUUGUUUGUAUAGUAACACUGUGUUACUGAAAUAGUAUUAUAUCAUUUGUAUUGAUGGACAGAGUUCAUUACAGUCAGUUUUGUGAUAAUCAGCUCUGUUUAUGUUGUUUUUAACUUAGCCUAUAUUCUGACAUCUAAACAUUGUAACCAAAGUUGCUGUAAUAACAACAUGAAACCAACCAAUGUUAGAGUAGAUUGGUGUUAACUUGAUAAAAUCUAAUGUGUAAUAAUAUCUCUGACCUUGUCUGUUCCAUAUUGAUGCACUAACAGUUACAUGGAUGUCAUAUUAAAAUUGUUCUUGUAUGUGGAUAUACCCAGUUGUACAUUGCUUCACUUGUAAUAAAACUCAAUCUUACAUACUUUGA